GGGAGAGAGAAGCAUUAGCGGUGUCGACGGCACAUCAACGAGACGAAAGAGGACGAAGUUAUGUCUCACAUAGCUGUGGAGAGGAACAGGAGAAGGCAGAUGAACGAGCAUCUCAAAGUCCUCCGAUCCUUGACCCCUUGCUUCUAUAUCAAAAGGGGUGACCAGGCAUCAAUAAUAGGGGGAGCGAUCGAGUUCAUCAAGGAACUACACCAAGUCCUCCAGUCCCUUGAGGCCAAGAAAAGGAGGAAGAGCCUCAGCCCUAGUAGCCCUAGCCCUAGCCCUCGCCCGCUUCAGCUGAUAGGCGCUACACCCCCACCUGAUAGUCCUUUCAGCUUCGGGUGUGCUGCUGCUAAUAAGGAACUAGCAGGAGGGGCGUGCUGCAACUCUAGGUUUGCAGACAUCGAAGCUAGGAUCUCGGGAUCGAACGUGAUCCUCAAGGUGAUCGCUCGCAGGAUACCGGGGCAGAUUGUGAAGAUCAUUGCGGUUCUUGAGAAGCUUUCGUUUGAGAUCCUCCAUUUGAACAUCAGCAGCAUGGAGGACACCGUCUUGUACUCCUUUGUCGUCAAGAUAGGGCUCGAAUGCCGGCUGAGUUUGGAGGAGCUCGUACUUGAGAUUCAGAAGAGUUUCAGUCCCGACACUAUGUAUGCUGCUGAAGCAUAAUUUGCAGUGAACUAGCUAGUGAACUCGCCGUCAAGGGUUUUGUUCAACUUUAUCCGACAGUUAGCUAAUUAACUACGUACAAUCAGUACUACAUAUACCCAGACACACUAUGUGAUUAUGUAUUGAUAUCAAACAGUAGAGUGAGUUCCAAGUUGAAAAUAUGAUCAUAAGUCUAUGAUCAUUAAUUCAACUUGGAUUAUAAUGUAUCUUUUCGAUACAUUCGACAUA
This is a messenger RNA of Punica granatum (pomegranate), 888 nucleotides long. Lineage: Eukaryota; Viridiplantae; Streptophyta; Magnoliopsida; Myrtales; Lythraceae. The record is from RefSeq and is a predicted model, not a curated record.